UCUCUCUCUCUCUCGCUCCUUCUUCUCCUUCGCCCUUCUCUUUCGCCGAAGAGAGAGAGGGGGCUUUGCGAAGGUCUCUCCUCCCUCCUCCUCUUGCCGUAGCCUCUGCCCUCCUCUUCGCCCUUGCUCGUCGGCUUCGAUCGGCCGGCCGACCGCGCGAUCACACCACCGCCCGCAGAGAGGAUCUCCGGCGAGGUAUGCAGUCGGAGCAGACGGUCCUGAGCUUGAGGCCUGGUGGUGGCGGCAACCGAGGCAGCAGACUCCUUGCCCCACGCUUCGACUUCGGCGGCUCUUCCCUCAGCUCCUCCUCCUCGGAUCUCCCCGUCCUCCGCCCCCAUGGCGGCGCCAGCACCGCCCUGCCUCUCAAGAUUGGAGAUUCACAGUUUGAGGGUCGCGAUCACAUUCGUUACACAAGAGACGAACUUCUACAACUUCAUCAGGUUGUUGAGAUCCCUGAAGAUAUUUUGAAAGUUAAACGGGAGAUUGAGGCUGAAAUAUAUAAUGAAGAUCAGACUUGGGGUCGCAGUGAUGUCAAUUUGCAAACUCAAUCACAGAGUCGCUAUUAUGAACCGGAAAAUCGUGAUUGGCGUGGACGUUCAGGGCAAUUGCCCUCAGUUGGAGAGGAGAGGUCGUGGGAUACGAUACGUGAUAAUAAAGAGGCACAUGCAUCCAAUUUGAGACCACAAGAAAUAAACCAAUUUAAUAAGCAAGACCAACUGGGUUCCCAAUUUUCUUCAAAAACUUCCACCCCAGGGGCGGGGCCUACACCUGCUCUGGUCAAGGCUGAAGUGCCAUGGUCUACUCGAAGAGGCAAUCUUACAGAUAAAGAACGGGUUCUAAAAACAGUAAAGGGUAUAUUGAACAAGCUGACUCCAGAGAAAUUUGAUGUUCUCAAGGACCAACUGAUUGAUGCUGGAAUCACAACACCCCAUAUUCUACAGGAUGUCAUUACACUCAUAUUCGAAAAAGCUGUUUUUGAGCCUACCUUCUGUCCCAUGUAUGCGCAAUUGUGUUCUGAUCUAAAUGAGAGGCUCCCUCCAUUGCCCCCUGAAGAACCGGAUGGGAAAGAAAUCACUUUCAAGCGUAUGCUCUUGAAUAAUUGUCAGGAGGCAUUUGAAGGUGCUGAUAAUCUGAGGGCUGAGAUUAGAAAGUUGACAGGCCCAGACCAAGAAAUGGAACGUAGGGAUAAAGAAAGAAUGGUGAAGCUCCGCACUCUUGGUAACAUCCGCCUUAUUGGCGAGCUUCUAAAGCAGAAGAUGGUGCCAGAGAAAAUAGUGCAUCACAUCGUCCAAGAGUUAUUGGGGCCUGAUAGCAAAGCUUGCCCUGCCGAGGAGAAUGUUGAGGCAAUCUGUCAGGUCUUCAACACCAUUGGCAAGCAGUUGGAUGAAAGCCCCAAAUCUCGUCGUUUUAAUGAUGCUUAUUUCAACCGGUUGAAGGAGCUAACAAUGAACCCCCAGCUUGAGCCACGAGUUAGGUUUAUGGUCCGUGAUGUGCUUGACCUCCGUACCAAUAACUGGGUCCCUCGACGUGAAGAGGUGAAGGCCAAGACCAUCACUGAAAUUCAUAGUGAGGCGGAAAAGAACCUUGGUUUGCGCCCUGGAACAACUGCAAACAUGAGAAAUGGUCGUAGUGUUGGUGCUUUGGGGACCCUCAGCCCUGGUGGUUCACCUAUAAGCCGACCUGGAACUGGAGGUAUGAUGCCUGGAAUGCCUGGAACAAGGAAGAUGCGUGGAAUGCCCGGGCUGGAUAGGGACAACUGGGAAGUUCCAAGGAGCAGAUCGAUGCCCAGGGGAGAAACUAACCGUGUCCAGAGUCCUUUAGUUGGCAAGCCAUUGCCCAUCAACUCUAAGCUAUUACCUCAAGGUAGCGGUGGCCUGAUGGCUUGUAAAACUAGUGCAUUGUUGCAGGGCAGUGGUCCCCCAGCUCGUCCUUCUGGCCUUGUUUCAGGUCGAGUAGAUUCUUCAUCUCAGAAUGUUCAGUCCCUGAAACCUCUUUCGCAAAUGCCACCAUCUGUGAUCCCAGACAAGCCAAUGGCUGCACCAAGGUUAAAUCCUAACGAGCUACAUAAGAAGACUGUUGGUCUUUUGGAGGAGUAUUUCCACAUCUGCAUGCUAGAUGAAGCACUUCAAUGCGUGAAGGAACUGAAGAGCCCUGAAUACCAUCCGGAAGUUGUCAAGGAAGCCAUCAAUCUAGCUUUGGACAAGGGCCAGUCUUGUGUGGAUCUUGUUGUCAAGCUUUUGGAGUAUUUGUUGGCUCAGAAAGUUCUCACACCAAGGGACCUGGGGACUGGCUGUUUGCUUUAUGGGGCAAUGCUGGAUGAUGUUGGUAUUGAUUUGCCAAAGGCACCAAAUUAUUUUGGUGAAGUGGUGGGUAAACUGAUUCUUGUUGGUGGUCUUGGUUUCAAGGUGGUGGAAGAUAUUCUGAAGAAAGUUGAAGAUUCCGGGUUCCGGUCAGCAAUGUUUGAUGCUGUGAUGAAAACCAUCAAAAGGGGUCCCGAUAGUCAGGCAGUAUUGGGAGGACUGGCAGCUGAUAUCAAGACCUGUGAAAGCCUGCUCGCUUAAAUUCAACCGUAUUGGCUGGUACUCCUAGUUGAUUCUCUCAACCAUCUGUAACUUUGAUAAAACAAAUAUUCCUUGGCUUGUUCUCUCUUCCGUUUCUCAUUCCUUCAUCUUUCCUCUGUUUUCCUUUUGAGGUAAGCAACUCAUAAUACAAUGACCCUAAGCGGUCUGCGAGGAAUGGUUACUUUUGAGUUGUAUAUUUCUGCGAGGUCACAUAAAUGUUUAUUAUAGCAAAAAAAAAUGCCAUGGAUUUUGGUCUCAUGCUCAUGGCUAAUUUUGCUUGAUGUUUGUUAAGAAAAAAAUCUUAGAUGAUACAUGCUUGUGUCUA
Molecule: messenger RNA, 2886 nt
Organism: Phoenix dactylifera (date palm)
Lineage: Eukaryota; Viridiplantae; Streptophyta; Magnoliopsida; Arecales; Arecaceae
Product: eukaryotic translation initiation factor-like
Cellular component (GO): eukaryotic translation initiation factor 4F complex
Molecular function (GO): translation initiation factor activity; protein binding; mRNA binding
Source: RefSeq, a predicted model, not a curated record